Molecule: messenger RNA, 1257 nt
Organism: Acomys russatus (golden spiny mouse)
Lineage: Eukaryota; Metazoa; Chordata; Mammalia; Rodentia; Muridae
Product: chitinase-like protein 3
Exons: 11
Coding region: 1-1257 (418 amino acids)
Biological process (GO): carbohydrate metabolic process; chitin catabolic process
Cellular component (GO): extracellular region
Molecular function (GO): chitin binding
Source: RefSeq, a predicted model, not a curated record
AUGGCCAAGCUCGUUCUUGCCACAGGUCUGGCCAUUCUGCUGAAUGCUCAUUUAGGUUCUGCCUACAAGUUGAUGUGUUACUACACCAGAGGGGCCAAGGAUCGGCCUGAAUUGGGGAGUUUCAACCCUGGUGACAUUGAUCCUUGCUUGUGUACUCAUCUGAUCUAUGCCUUUGCUGGAAUGAAGAACAAUGAGAUCGUCAUGAUGAGUAAGGAGGACUUAAAGGAAUACAAAGCAUUAAAUGCUCUGAAAAAGAGAAACAUUGAGCUAAAAACUCUUCUGGCUGUUGGCGGCUUGGACAUUGGACCAGCACCGUUCAGUGCUAUGGUCUCUACUUUUCAUAACCGUCAGACAUUCAUUAAGUCAGUCAUCAAGUUCCUGCGCCAGUAUGAGUUUGAUGGACUGAAUCUGGACUGGCAGUAUCCUGGGUCUCAUGGCAGCCCUUCUAAGGACAAGCAUCUCUUCAGUGUCCUAGUGAAGGAAAUGCGUGAAGCUUUUGAGCAAGAAUCUGAAGAGAAUGACAAGCCACGGUUAUUAGUCACUGCCACUGUAGCUGGUGUCAUUGCUAUUGUCCAGUCUGGGUACAGGAUCCCUGAACUGUCGCAGUCUCUUGACUAUAUCCAGGUCAUGACAUACAAUCUCCAUAGCUCCCAGGAUGGUUACACUGGAGAAAAUAGUCCCCUCUACAAAUCGCUAACUGCUUCUGGCAUUUAUGACUUCCUCAAUGUGGAUUACAUCAUGACCUACUGGAAGGAACAUGGGGCUGCGCCUGAGAAGCUUAUUGUGGGAUUUCCAGCAUAUGGACAUACCUUCAUCCUGAGUGACCCCUCCAAUACUGGAAUUGGUGCCCCUACUACUAGUGCUGGCCCUCCAGGGACAUACACAAAUGAAGCAGGACUCUUGGCUUACUAUGAGAUUUGCACAUUUUUGAAUGAUGGAGCCACUGAGAGAUGGGAUGCCUCCCAGGAAGUUCCCUAUGCUUAUCAAGGCAAUGAAUGGAUUGGCUAUGAUAAUGUCAAGAGCUUCCAGAUAAAGGCUCAGUGGCUCAAGGAGAACAACUUUGGAGGUGCCAUGGUCUGGACUCUUGACAUGGAUGACUUCACGGGUUCUUUCUGUAAUCAGGGCAUGUUCCCUCUCAUCUCUACCUUAAAGAAAGCUCUCCGUGUGCACAGUGCAGGAAAUUCCUUAGGAACUUCAUACAGGGAAAACUUUUUCCCACAGAGAAUAUUAAAAGAGGACACCUGGCCCAAGGCUUGA